Messenger RNA from Contarinia nasturtii (swede midge), 1691 nucleotides. RefSeq names its product reticulocalbin-2. Gene Ontology annotation, molecular function: calcium ion binding. The record is from RefSeq and is a predicted model, not a curated record. NCBI's taxonomy places the organism in Eukaryota, Metazoa, Arthropoda, Insecta, Diptera, Cecidomyiidae. The coding region runs from base 175 to 1197 and encodes 340 amino acids. Gene Ontology annotation, cellular component: endoplasmic reticulum. The transcript is spliced from 3 exons.
UAUAAGCACAAAGAGCUGUUUGAUUUUCUUUUUUGUUUAUUAUGCAAAUUUAAGCUUAUAUGUUAGAAUUGGGCAAUCACAAUUUAGUUUAGUUUCUAAUGCAAAAUUGUGAAAUCAACAUUUAUUGAAGAAGAACAAAAAAUAAUUGUGAAGUGCAGUGGAAACGAAAUCAAAAUGCUUAUGGAAACGAAAUUAUCGAUUGUACAUUUAUUGCUUACUACAUUAAUAUUGGCUUGUUUUUAUGCCGAAAUUGAGGCGGCCACAACGCAUAAACAUGGACAUCAUCAGGGAGAGCGUCUGGAAGAUGGUGCGUAUCGACCACGAGAUUUAGAUCAUCAUGGCGCAGAUGGCGAACAUAUGACUGAAUUCGACCAUGAAGCAAUGCUCGGCAGUGUCAAGGAAGCUGAAGAGUUUCAUCAGUUAUCGCCAGAAGAAUCAAAACAACGACUGAAAUUAUUGGUCACCUCAAAAAUCGAUACAAACAAAGACGGAUUUGUUGACAAACACGAACUGAAAGCGCACAUUUUACGAUCGUUUAAGUCCUUAUCAGAGGAAGAAUCAAAUGAUCGAUUCGACGAAGUAGACGAAAACAAUGAUGAAGUUGUAACAUGGACGGAAUAUCUCAAGGAAAUGUAUGAUAUGGAUUCGGAAGAUGAUCCAGGCGUUAAAGUGCCGGUUGGACUCGAAUCGGAAAAUAAGCUACUAAUUGCCGAUGACAAACAAGUAUUUGAAGCGGCUGAUUUGAACAAAGACGGCCAAUUGAAUCGUGAAGAAUUUGUUCUAUUUAUAAGUCCCGAAGAGCAUCCGGUUAUGUUGCCAAUUAUUUUGAAUCAAACACUUCGUGACAAAGACACCGACAAAGAUGGUAUUAUUAGCUUCCAAGAGUAUCUCGGUGAAUCGGCCCGAGACCAUGAUAAAGCUUGGCUCAUUGCCGAAAAAGAGCGAUUCGAUAGUGAACACGAUAAAGACGGCGACGGUUUACUCAACGAAAAUGAAAUUUUGAGCUGGAUUGUUCCAAGCAACGAUGAUGUUGCAACAGACGAGGUCAACCAUUUAUUUGCUGCAGCAGAUGGAGACCAAGAUGAUCGCUUGAAUUACGAUGAAAUCAUAGAUAAUCAUGAUCUAUUCGUUGGCAGUGAGGCAACUGAUUAUGGUGACCAUCUUCAGAAUAUUGACAAAUUCAGAGACGAACUCUAAUUAUUUCAAUUCAUGAUUUGAUUAUGAUUUCAAACCAUUCGAUUCGAUUGAAUUUUUGUUGUAUUUAUUUUGUUGCGUUGCACAAAUUCGACCGCAGCUAUUAAAAAAAAAACACUCCAAUUAGAUAUCAGCAAACAAUGUUCGUAUUGGCAAUUAUGGAAAUAUUCGAGUCUGACUUCAUGCAAACGUAGCAAAAUAGAUUUCAACACCAAAUUUCAUCAUUCGUUUUGUGACUUGAUUUACAAAGCGCAACAGUCAACGCCCAUUAUUUGAUUUUCUUGGAAUGUCAUAGUAAGAAAAAGUGGGAUGCCAUUUUGUGAGGUUCAAUUUUUUUCAAUUUUCCUUCAUUUUUUGUGUUACCAAAAAAAAUCCACUUGAAUUUCUCCGUUCAGUCAUUUAUUUAAUUUAUUUCAUCAUCUAAUAUCAUACAUAAUUGUAAAAAAAAUCUUCUAUAUUUGGAUCAUUGAAUAAAGAGUAGAUAGAAUUUUAAUGAA